Messenger RNA from Jaculus jaculus (lesser Egyptian jerboa), 2408 nucleotides. RefSeq names its product triadin (gene Trdn). The transcript is spliced from 37 exons. Gene Ontology annotation, molecular function: signaling receptor binding. The record is from RefSeq and is a predicted model, not a curated record. NCBI's taxonomy places the organism in Eukaryota, Metazoa, Chordata, Mammalia, Rodentia, Dipodidae. Gene Ontology annotation, cellular component: sarcoplasmic reticulum; membrane. Bases 253 to 2316 code for a protein of 687 amino acids.
AGCUGAUACUUCUAGCUGAGCCACAAGUGCCGCUUGGAAAGGGCUUAGGUUGUUUCCAGGGGGAGAACUCUGUGGGGAAGAAGCGAAGUUCAACAGGACCAUAAGAAAUCAGCUGGAACAGCCAGAAAAAACAAACGAAGAGCCCUCACCUUUUAACACGAGCUCUCUACCCGAGUUCUCCAACACUAAAGUAGUCUGCAAAGGGCCACUCGACAGAGACUUUUCACCUGACUCUUCAUCUCUCCGGCCAGCAUGACUGAGAUCACUGCCGAAGUUUCCACCCAGGUCGCACCAGGUUAUGUCUCAACAGCAUAUGGUGUCUUUGGCAGUAGGAUCUUACCAUUAACCUCUGGAAAUACAUCAACAACCACAACUGUAAUAGACAACAAAAAUGGAUCUGUGCCCAAAUCUCCUGGAAAAGUGCUAAAGAGGACAGUCACAGAAGACAUAGUAACAACAUUCAGCUCCCCAGCUGCCUGGCUUCUGGUCAUUGCUCUGAUAAUCACAUGGUCAGCUGUUGCUGUUGUUAUGUUUGACUUGGUGGAUUACAAAAAUUUUUCAGCAAGCUCCAUUGCCAAGAUUGGCUCGGAUCCUCUUAAAUUUGUGCAUGACACUGUGGAGGAAACCACAGACUGGAUCUCUGGCUUCUUUUCUUUGUUGUCUGACAUCAUCUCAUCAGAAGGUGACGAAGAUGAAGAUGAUGGGGAUGAGGACAUUGAUAAAGGAGAAAUAGAAGAGCCUCCUUUGAAAAAGAAAGAACUAUACAAAGAUAAGACUGAAAAACAUGAGAAACCUGAAAGGAAAAUACAAACAAAAGUUACACACAGAGAAAAGGAAAAAGACAAAGAAAAAAUAAAAGAGAAAGAAAAACCUGAAAAGAAAGCAACUCACAAGGAAAAACUUGAGAAAAAAGAAAAAUCAGAGGCAAAGACAAUGGCAAAAGAUGACAAGCAGUCUAAGAGUAAGGAAAAGGCUGAAGAGAAGACUAAAAAGGAAGUGAAAGGUGGAAAACAGGAGAAAGUGAAGCAAAUGGCUACAAAAGCCAAAGAAAUGCAGAAAACACCUUCGAAGGUCAAAGAGAGGGUUCACAAAGACACAGCAGCUGCGUCAAAACCUGAGCAGAAAGAUCAGUAUGCAUUCUGUCGAUAUAUGAUUGACAUGUUUGUCCAAGGGGAUUUAAAACCAGGACAAAGCCCAGCCAUCCCCACUCCAUCUCUGACAGUACCAGCUCCUGGACGUACUCUAGCAACACCUGCUCCUGAAGAAGAAGAAGUGGAGAAGAAGAAAGCUGAGAAGAAAGCUACUUCUGAAACAAAAAAGAAAGAAAAAGAAGAUGUCAAAAAGAAAAGUGAGAAGGAAACUGCCAUUGAAGGGGGGAAAAAAGAGCCUGGAAAAUCUACUGAAUCCAAACAAGGAACUACAAAAGUUGCAGCACAAGCAGCAGCUAAAAAGGAUGAAAAGAAGGAAGAUUCCAAGAAAAUGAAAAAAGGAGUGGAAGAACACCCCACAGGAAAAAAGCAGGAAAAGAAAGAAAAAUCAACAGAACCAGCAAAAUCACCAAAGAAAGAGCAUCCAGCUCCCAGUGAAAAACAAGGAAAAGCAAAAGCUGAACGAACCAAAGAAGAGGUUAUUGCUGCCUCAACGAAGAAAGCUAUGCCUGGAAAGAAAGAAGAGAAAACCAAGACAGUAGAGCAAGAAGUGAAAAAAGAAAAAUCUGGGAAGACUUCUGAUCCGAAGGAUAAAGACCUUACCAAGGGGAAAGAAGUGAAGGUCUCGGCUUCUGGAAAGGAAAAAGCACCUGAAACUAAAAAAGAUGAAAAGAUCUCCAAAGCAGGCAAAGAAGUCAAGCCUAAACCCCCACAUCCACAGGUGAAAACAGAAGAGAAGCCAGAGCAACAACUCAAAAAGGAAGCAAAACCAGCUUCAUCUGAUAAAGGACAAAUACACAAACAGGACAUAGCAAAACCAGAAAAGGCUGUUUCUCAUGAUAAACCAGAUAAACCUAAACCAUCUUCAACAAUAUCAGAAGACACAGAAUCAGGGAAGAAGAAAAUUGAAAAUUCUGAAAAGGAAAGUAAAGCAGAAAUACCUACAAAAGUGCAAAGAGAUCUUAAAGAUGCGCCACCUUCAAAGAAAGAAGAAACUGAAGAUGUUUCUACUACAAAGAAGCAAAAAAAUCCUAUUAGUUUCUUCCAGUGUGUCUACUUGGAUGGCUACAAUGGCUAUGGAUUUCAGUUUCCUGUCACUCCUGCACAACGCCCUGGAGAGAGCUCUAGCAAACAAAAUUCUCCAGAACAGAAGCAACACGGACAAUAACCACAUAUGCAUGACCCUUACACGUGCUUUAAGAUUGUUAAAAUGGGAUCUUCUGUUUUGUCCACGGUGGCAGAGGCAGUUUAAAUCCUGUA